UACCAUGGGGCGCAAGUUGGACCCUACGAAGAAGGAGAAGCGCGGGCCGGGCCGAAAGGCCCGGAAACAGAAGGGUGCCGAAACCGAACUCGCUAGAUUCUUGCCUGCAGAAUGGUGAUGAUGCCAUUUAUUGAAAUCAGAAGUCUCGAGGGAGGCCCCGUUUGGAUUUGGUUGAUGAACAACCAGAUGGAGAUCAUCUCCUUUACAUCUCUUACCCAGCUCCUGGUAAAGCCAUGGGACUGGUGAUGAAAAUUCCAAGCGGCUGUCUAGUCGUGCUCGAAAGAGGGCAGCCAAGAGGAAGUUGGGCUCUGCUGAAGGCCCUAAGAUGAAUAAGUCUCCUGGGGCCAAACCGUUGCCUGGAAAGCUACCAAAAGGAGUUGUCCAGACACCUCGUAAGAAGGGACCGCAGUCCUUCUUAAAUACUGCUCGAGGCAAGAAGCGCCCUGCACCAACCCAUAGCAGUGAGGAGGAGGAAGAGUCUGAAAAGGAUGGUGUGGUGAACCAGGGGGACCUCUGGGGCUCUGAGGACAGCGAUGCUGAUAUGAGAGAUGACUACGGAGCUGACUCCAACUCAGAGAACGAAGAUGAGGAUGAAGGUGAAGAGUUGCUGCCCAUUGAAAGGGCUGCUCAGAAGCAGAAGGCCCAGGAAGCUGUUGUUGGGGGCCAGUGGAUCGAGGAGGAGACUGAUGAAGAGGAGGAAGAGGAGGAAAUAUCCCCUGAGUCAGGCCCCAAAAAGGAUGAUGAGCCAGAUGGGGGCCUACAGAUCAACGUGGAUGAGGAGGAGCCUUUUGUGCUCCCCCCUGCUGGGGAGAUGGAGCAAGAUGCGCAGGCUCCAGACUUGCAGCGAGUUCACAAGCGCAUCCAAGAUAUUGUGGCAGUGCUGCGUGAUUUUGGGACUCAGCGGGAGGAAGGUCGAUCUCGUUCCGAAUAUCUGCACCGGCUUCGGAAGGACCUGGCUAUUUAUUACUCCUAUGGAGACUUCCUGCUUGGCAAGCUUAUGGACCUCUUCCCGCUGUCUGAGCUGGUGGAGUUCUUAGAAGCUAACGAGGUGCCUCGGCCCAUCACUCUCAGGACUAAUACCUUGAAAACCCGGCGCCGAGACCUUGCUCAGGCACUAAUCAAUCGUGGGGUUAACCUGGAUCCCCUGGGCAAGUGGUCAAAGACUGGACUAGUGGUGUAUGAUUCUUCAGUGCCCAUUGGCGCUACUCCCGAGUACCUGGCUGGACACUAUAUGCUGCAGGGAGCCUCCAGCAUGUUGCCUGUUAUGGCUUUGGCGCCCCAGGAGCAUGAGCGGAUCCUGGACAUGUGUUGUGCACCUGGAGGAAAGACCAGCUACAUAGCCCAACUGAUGAAGAACACAGGUGUGAUCCUUGCCAACGAUGCCAAUGCUGAGCGGCUCAAGAGUGUCGUGGGCAACCUGCACCGGUUGGGAGUCACCAACACCAUUGUCAGCCACUACGAUGGGCGCCAGUUCCCCAAGGUGGUGGGGGGCUUUGACCGAGUACUGCUGGAUGCUCCCUGCAGUGGCACUGGGAUCAUCUCCAAGGACCCAGCUGUGAAGACUAACAAGGAUGAGAAGGACGUCCUGCGCUGUGCUCACCUGCAGAAGGAGCUGCUCCUGAGUGCUAUUGACUCCGUCAAUGCCACCUCCAAGACAGGAGGCUACCUCGUCUACUGCACCUGUUCUAUCAUGGUGGAAGAGAAUGAGUGGGUGGUAGACUAUGCCCUGAAAAAGAGGAAUGUGCGGCUGGUGCCCACAGGUCUUGACUUUGGCCAGGAGGGUUUUACCCGCUUUCGAGAAAGGCGCUUCCACCCUACUCUGCGUUCUACCCGCCGCUUCUACCCUCACACCCACAAUAUGGAUGGUUUCUUUAUUGCCAAGUUCAAGAAAUUCUCCAAUUCUAUCCCCCAGUCCCAGACAGGAGAUUCUGCAGCAUCCACCCCUGCAGAAGUAGACUUGCCUGAUCUGAAAGCUCAGGUGACUCCCAAGCCUGAGAACAGCAGCCAACCUGCCAAGAGGGCCAGAGUGGCUGUGAAGGCAAAGCAGCAGCUGCAUCCCAAGAAGGCCACCUUCCGGAAGCAGAAUGGUGUCUCCAAAGGGGCAGACUCAGAGUUAUCUGCUCUAUCUUCUGUCACAAAGGCCAGGGCUUCCUCCAAGCUCCAGGAUAGCAGCCAGCCAGCUGUCAAAGCUGAAGUGAUCACGGAACCGAAGGUGAUGGGGAAACUAAAGCAACAGUCACCUAAACUGCAGUCCUCCAAGAAAGCUGCCUUCCCGAAGCACAGUGCUCCUCCCAAGGGCAUAGACAGAGCAGCACCUGCUGUGCUAUCCUCCAGGACCCAGGCCACUCUCAAGCCGGAGGACCGUGCUCAGCCCCUUGGGGAUGCCAAAGGGGCUGAGAAGGUAAAGCAGCAGUUGUCAGAGCAGCCCUUCAAGAAAGCUCCCUUCCAGAAACAGAAUGGCACCCCCAAGGGAAUUAAGACCCCCACCUUGUUCCCCCUCAGUUCCAGCCAGCCCCCACCAGCCAAGAGGAGAAAAUCUCAAUCCAGAGGCAGCAGCCAGCCACUGCUGUCCUAGGUGGAUGGCUGAGACUAGCCCAGGGUGGCUCAUGGCCGUUGUCACUGGGUUGGAACUCUUACCUCUGUGAGGAUGGCUUCCCCGCUGUGCAUAUGAAAUUUAAUAUAAUUUCACAAUCUCUGA
Equus quagga is the source of this 2698-nucleotide messenger RNA. It is a transcript of the gene NOP2, whose product is annotated as NOP2 nucleolar protein. The record is from RefSeq and is a predicted model, not a curated record. Gene Ontology annotation, cellular component: nucleolus. The transcript is spliced from 16 exons. Gene Ontology annotation, molecular function: RNA binding; rRNA (cytosine-C5-)-methyltransferase activity. Gene Ontology annotation, biological process: maturation of LSU-rRNA; rRNA base methylation. Bases 326 to 2575 code for a protein of 749 amino acids. Lineage: Eukaryota; Metazoa; Chordata; Mammalia; Perissodactyla; Equidae.